Messenger RNA from Marmota flaviventris (yellow-bellied marmot), 393 nucleotides. The record is from RefSeq and is a predicted model, not a curated record. Lineage: Eukaryota; Metazoa; Chordata; Mammalia; Rodentia; Sciuridae.
AUGACAACCUCCCUAAAGCAUGGAGACUUUGUGGCAGAGCUUAUGGGGGAAAAGCCAGUGAGGAGCCUGCCUGGGAUUGGUGAAGUCCUGGGCAAGAAGUUGGAGGAAAGGGGCUUUGAUAAAGCAUAUGUUGUCCUUGGUCAGUUUCUGGUGCUAAAGAAAGAUGAAAUCAUCUUCCAGGAAUGGCUGAAGGACACAUGUGGUGCCAAUGCCAAGUAGUCCCAGGACUGGUUUGGGUGCCUUUGAGAAUGGUGUGAUGUUCUCUGGGGAGCCCUCAAUCUCCAGUCCUAUUAUCAAGUCUCCAGAGUUUGUAUCCAAGUGGAGGCUCUUUGUCCUCUACAAAGGAAAAGAUUGCUGUUGUUGUCUUUGAGAAUUCUCUCCCCUCCCCAUUGA